GUUUGUUCGCGCACUAAGGAUAUACCUCAACGACCUGCGAUGAUCCUCGUCGAUCCAAUCGAAAACUAGCAUUACCUUGCCGCCACCGUUGUUUUUCACUCGUGCCACUCGUACUCAAGCACUAUCACGACUUUCACUGCACACAAUACCAGUCAAUCGUCACGACACAAUUACCACCAUGGCCUUCCCCGCUCUGUUUCCUCUUCUCUUCACGGCGUUCUCUACCUUUUCCGCCACGACCUUGACCUUUUUCACCCUCAAGUGGCGCGAACUGAACCAACAGGUCCAGACGUUAGUCGAGCAGCAACGGUUAAAAGCGGUGGAAACGGCGGCGACCUCGGUGAAUGACUUGCUGCACCCGCUGAAGCAGUGGCUGAAACCCAUCGGGAGGUACGCCUUUCGGGGGUGGUGCGUGUCUACGGUUUUGCAGGUGGUGGGGAUAGUGACCUCCUCCUUGCUUGGGUACUACUGUUUGCUCGAAGUGAAGAGUUUGCGGAGGGAGUUGGAGUUGCAGGGGCGGGAGAGGAGGAAGAUGGGUAGCGAUUUUCUACUCACAACUUCCGUGGACGAUGAUCCUCAUCAUGUCGACAGCGGAGCGGCGGAAAGUGCGAACAAAGGGUCGUACCAAGGAACUGAAGAUAUCUCGCCAGGGACGGAAGAACUACCACCUGCCGAGAUCCUCCCCGACGCAGAUCAACAUAUUAGUCUCUUGCAGGCGGCAAACCACAAACACACACGAGAUGCACAUCGAGCGGUGGUGAAACUGCAAAUCAAGUCCAGCGCAGACGAGGACGAGGUGGGGGGUUGUUGUAUGGCGGCAAGUGGUGAGCGUGAGGUAGGGAAACUGCAUGACAAACUUGUGUCAUCUGUGAAGACCGAGGACCUCACAGUGACGGAGGACAGCCACAGCACCACCACGUCGGAAUGAAAGUGCUGACUCGAUGACGAGGAGCCAAACGACGAUGAACUUCUGAAGUGGGCUGGUGAUAGUAAUCAUGAAAAGAAAAGCUAAAGCACUUCUUGCUUCAUCUGCUUUACUAGCAGCGCGUGCUUUAUUUGUAGGAUUUGGAUUUUCUCGAUAUCAGAAAAAGCGACAGAUGAAGUACUGAGAUAAUCGGAAAAUAAGUAAAUUGUCGCAGCCCCAGCCGCUUCUUAGUGACACAAAUCCCAUUUUGGUACUUUUCGUCGCUGUUCGUAGUUGCCGCAAUCGUCACCUUGUCAGCGCCUGAGCGAAGCUGGGCAUGGUUUUUCUAUAGUACGGGCAACUUGUUCUUACUUUUUCGCGAAUAGAGAACUUUCCGAACUUGUUUCUUGUUCUAAUGCUA
Amoebophrya sp. A120 is the source of this 1325-nucleotide messenger RNA. The record is from the annotation of a GenBank genome assembly. NCBI's taxonomy places the organism in Eukaryota, Dinophyceae, Syndiniales, Amoebophryaceae.